AUGACCGCUCCCCCUCCUUUACAUGGCAUUCGAGUCGUAGAGCUAGCUGGUCUAGCUCCAGGCCCCUUCGCUGGUCUCCUUCUCGCCGACUAUGGCGCAACAGUCCUUCGAAUUGACCGGCCAUCCGCAGUCAGUGCAGAUCAACUAACUCGUCGCAAGACCUCCAUCACCCUCGACCUGCGCGAGGCCAAGUCGCGAGAGAUCCUCCUCCGCAUCCUCACGGCCACGGAUGUGUUGAUCGACCCCUUCCGCCCCGGCGUUCUCGAACGUCUCGGUCUCUCGCCCACGGAAGUCCUUCUUAAGCAUAAUCCGCGCCUAAUUGUGGCGCGCAUGACGGGGUUCCGACGCGAUGGGAAGUACAAGGAUAUGGCCGGUCACGACAUUAAUUACAUUGCUGUAUCAGGUGUUCUCUCCAUGCUGGGCCGAGCAGGCGAUAAACCCUACGCUCCGGGCAAUAUUCUCGGUGAUUUCGCCGGAGGUGGUGCAAUUUGUUUCUUAGGCAUUAUUCUCGCCCUGAUUGCACGCACUAGCACUGGUCGCGGCCAAGUCGUGGAGGCUAACAUGGUCGAUGGAUCCGCCUACCUCGCAACAUUCCCUCGAAUCGCGACAAAAAAUCCCUCCUGGAGUGAACCGCGCGGCAAAAACCUCCUAGACAGUGGAUGCCCUUACUAUGAUACCUACGAGACUAAAGACUACGGGAAAUACUUUGCCGUCGGUGCACUCGAGCCGCAGUUCUACGCAGCCCUGCUGCGCGGACUCGAGCUCGAUCCGAAGAAGAUGCCUGCCCGUGAAGACCGGGACAAUUGGCCCGCGCUCCGAGACAUCUUCACUCGCCGCUUCAAGGAAAAGACGCGCGCCGAGUGGGAGGCCGUGUUUGACGGUACAGAUGCCUGCGCCACACCUGUCCUGGAGCAGGGCGAGCUGGAGUCGGCAGGGUACGAGCAACGUCCCGCUGUCCACUUGUCCCGCACGCCAGGCUAUCCCAUCAAGGCCGAUGAGGGUGGUUGGUCUAGUGGGGGACUUGAGCCUGGCAAAGGUGGGGUGGAGACGCUUCGGGCGUGGAUGGGAUGGGAGCCUAAUAAGGAUUUCCAGGUUCGGGAAGACGGUGCGCUGGUCUCCGUGGAUGGCAGGGCGAAGCUGUGA
Penicillium daleae is the source of this 1143-nucleotide messenger RNA. RefSeq names its product CaiB/BaiF CoA transferase family protein. The transcript has 2 exons. Bases 1 to 1143 code for a protein of 380 amino acids. Lineage: Eukaryota; Fungi; Ascomycota; Eurotiomycetes; Eurotiales; Aspergillaceae. The record is from RefSeq and is a predicted model, not a curated record. Gene Ontology annotation, molecular function: catalytic activity.